AUGUAUUUAAAGAGACUGUAUAUCAGUAACAAUGUUGUUCAUUAUACUUUAUAUUAUAUUUGCUCUAGUAAUAUUUAACGUGAUCUUGAAAAUUUACGUAAAAUUUAAUACUAUGUCGUGUAAGAACAAGGUAUGUCUUGUAGGAAAAACGGUUAUAGUUACAGGAUCAAAUACAGGUAUUGGGUAUGAAACUGCGUUAGAGUGCGCUAAAAGAGGAGCACGAGUCAUUGUUGCAUGUAGGGAUCAUCAUAAAGGAACUGUAGCUGUUCAAAAUAUAAAAACUCUAACACAAAAUCAGAACGUGGUUCUUAAAAUUGUAGAUUUAGGUUCACUAACGUCUGUUAAGAACUUUGCUACUAAUAUUUUACAAACAGAGGAAAAACUCGAUAUUCUUAUAAAUAACGCUGGAACUCUAAUGCUUGGCGAUCAGUUGACUGAAGAUGGUUUUCAGUUAGAGAUGCAAAUCAAUUACUUUGGACCAGUUUUAUUAACGCUUAUGUUAGUCAAUUUAUUAAAAAAAUCCACAGCUAGUAGAAUAAUAAACGUCGCUUCGGAGGGAGCUAAAUAUGCUAGGCUCGAUGUGAAAAAUCUUAAUGGAAAGCCAAGCUAUCCGACUGCAAAAUUGUGCAACAUACUUUUUACUCAAGAGUUGGCCAAGAGAUUAAACGAAUUUAACAUUAGCGUGUUUGCUCUUCAUCCUGGAAUGAUAGCUACUGACAUAAUCACUAGACAUCUUUCGCCUGUUGUCUACAGAGGUGUUGCGCCGUUAUCAAAAUUUUUAUUUAAAACUCCUGAAGAGGGUGCGCAAACAACAAUCUAUGUAGCCACUGAACCAGGUAUUGAGUACCUAACGGGAGGAUUUUUCUCAGAAUGUCAAUAUCAAGAACAUUACAAAACAGCUAGAGACCCAGAAUUAGCGCGACAGCUUUGGGAUGAAACCAUUAAAUUGUUAAAUUAUAAUGACUGA
Molecule: messenger RNA, 967 nt
Organism: Diabrotica balteata
Lineage: Eukaryota; Metazoa; Arthropoda; Insecta; Coleoptera; Chrysomelidae
Source: the annotation of a GenBank genome assembly